Paralichthys olivaceus (Japanese flounder) is the source of this 2702-nucleotide messenger RNA. It is a transcript of the gene lrr1, whose product is annotated as leucine rich repeat protein 1. NCBI's taxonomy places the organism in Eukaryota, Metazoa, Chordata, Actinopteri, Pleuronectiformes, Paralichthyidae. Gene Ontology annotation, molecular function: protein binding. The record is from RefSeq and is a predicted model, not a curated record.
CGCCUCUCUGACGUCACUUCCCAAGCGCGCGGGCUCAUGCUAACGGCGGCUAAUUGACAACCUGGCAACAGAGAGGAAAAUGUCCGGGACAUUAACUGUUGACUAAAGAAACCCGAGGAGAAAGCUGCGGUUACCGUGGACAGGUGAAGUGUUCCGGCUCUACGGGGAGCGUAGGGAGACAGAGGGCCGCUCAGGAGCAGUUGAAACCUCGCCGGGACGCGGCACCGCUCGGUUGUUGACAUCCAGGACGGGGACGGAUGUGGCAGCAGCUCCUCCGCCGCGUCAAGUUUCCAGCUUCGUGGCGGAAGUUUCCCUCCUCUCGGCUUCGUUGGAACUCGGAGUUUCUGGCUGUGGCUCGACCGCCGGUGCUCAGUCAGCGGCUGCCAUGAAGCUGCAGUGCGACGUGGAGGUGGUGAAUCGGAUGCUGCCCACGUUCGGGAUGAGGAGUCGAGGGAAGGGGAGCAGAGCGGUGCUGUCCAUCGGGAGACAUGCGGACAAGACGAGUCAGCGCAGCAACAUUUACAUGAUGAUCUGUACAGCUAAAGACAGAUCUGGAUCCAAAUACAAGCUGAAAGACAACAUAGAGAAGUUCUUCACGUGGUUUGUGGAGGAAGGCAAGGCCACUGUGAGGCUAAAGGAACCUGCUGUCGACAUUUGUUUGAGCAAGGCGGAUGCAAAUAGCUUGAAAAACUUCCUCUCGGCUGCUCGCCUGGCAGACCGAGGAAGCGACACCAGCAGCCUCCCGCUCUCCACGCUUACUCCCGUCCGCGCCAGGGACGUGGAGCAACCCAAGAAGAAACUCACCAUCGUGUCCAAGAAGGACUACCCCCUCACCUCCAACUUCCCUUACUCUCUGGAGCAGCUGCAGGUCUCCUACUGCAAACUUUCCCGUGUGGACAUGCGGAUGCUGUCCCUCAAAGCUCUCCGCAAACUAGACCUCAGCAACAACCACAUCAAGAAACUUCCUGCCACCAUCGGUGACCUCGGCUGCCUCUCUGAACUCAUCCUCCACAACAACCACCUGGAAGCGUUCAGCGUGGCGCUGUGCCUGUCCACGCUGCAGCGGACCCUCCAGCUCCUGGACCUCAGCCAGAAUCGACUGCAGUCGCUCCCCGCUCAGUUCUGCCAGCUCCGAGAACUGGUCAACCUCAAACUGGACGACAACGAGCUCGUCUGUUUGCCGUUCCACGUCGGACGCCUCGCGAAGCUGAGGUUCUUGUCGGCGGCACACAACCAGUUGGCAGUGCUGCCCGGUGACUUCCGAAAGCUGAGUCUGGAGAAUCUUGACCUGUUUGGAAACCCUUUCAUCCAGCCCAAUCCUCUGGACCACACAAUGCAGCUCACGUUCCCCCUCCCACUUCAAGAGAUAGCCUCCAGGGCUCUGUCCAACCUCAGGUUACCGUAUGGACCUCACCUCAUCCCUGCCCACUUAUGUCGGGACCUGGAAACAGCCAAGUCCUGCGACUGCGGCCGCGUCUGCAUCAACUUCUACAUCAAGACUGCGGUCAGCAUGAACCUGCACCAAGUCUCUCACACAGUCGUCCUGGUGGAUGACAUGGGAGGCACAGAUGCUCCAGUGCAGCAGCACUUCUGCUCGCUCUCCUGCUACUCUGAAUUUUUGGACAGCUCACUCCAGAGAGGAAUUAGAUGAGCAGGAGAAAAACUGUGGUUUCACCAAAAACCUGUAAGCUGCUGGAACCUGCAGCGGUUUAUGUGGUAGUUUGCUGGUAUCUGUUGAGACACUAGCAAGAAGAAUCUGCAGUAAUAAAUAGCUCAAUGGUAGUUUUCUGCUAAUGCCUUUUAAUAAAAGGACAAUGUUGAAUCUAGCUGUGUCCCAAUUCAGGGGCCUCCUACUUCAGAGGAUCUGGUCUGCGUGGCCCAUGUAGGCUGAUCUGAAAUGAUGUGGUCUACGGAGGAAGCCUGAUACUUGGGUUUUGGUCUCGUGCCGGUGCCCUUAUCCCAUUGAAAAACGGUUGUCACUGCAUCCUGGUAUAGGUUUCACUGGCCGGCAAUGAAAGGACGCAUUUGAAGACUGCAUUUGAAGGAGCCAUCGAAGUUGGACAGUCUAGUCGCAUGCAGUCAGUCUUCAAAUGCAGCUUCUGAAGGAUGCCCCCUCCCCCGUAUUGGGACACAGCUUCUGUUAAGCUUUGUUUUUAAAAGUGCUUCAAGCUGCCUGUUUUACACUCACGUUCAAGUUGUACUGCACUUCCCACAUAUCAAGGAUGACCAACGAGACAAGCAUAAACCUCACUCCUGUAUCUGCUCGUCACUCACUGUAUGUAAUGAUAGUGAGGCAACAACACUGACAAAAUGACUCCAGUGUGUUUUUCUAUUCUUCUUGACUCUGAGAACAAAUUCCAGGUUCCUCCACUGACCUACUUGUGCUCCGCAGGGGAAUAGAGACAUCAGACGAAUCUCCUGAACUCGGUGCCUCAGGGUUCAUAUCAACGUCACCUAAAGGGAGUUGGUUUUUACUUUGCUAAUGACCCACAUCUUAUAUAUAUCUAUAUCUAUAUAGAUAUAGAUCUAUAUAUAUAUAUGCACUGUAUGAGAAAAGUUCAAUAAAAAUUAAAGCAUUCGCCUGUCUUUAGUAAUUUAUUCUGGGAUAAUGAAAUUGUGUCGAAGCCUUCACAAAUGUUUUAUAGGUUCAGUGUGUAGAACUUGGGGACAUCUAGUAGUGAAGUUGCAUGUUGAAUAGCCCU